Messenger RNA from Anoplophora glabripennis (Asian longhorned beetle), 753 nucleotides. It is a transcript of the gene RpL15, whose product is annotated as 60S ribosomal protein L15. The transcript has 5 exons. Gene Ontology annotation, cellular component: ribosome; cytosolic large ribosomal subunit. Bases 90 to 704 code for a protein of 204 amino acids. Gene Ontology annotation, molecular function: RNA binding; structural constituent of ribosome. Lineage: Eukaryota; Metazoa; Arthropoda; Insecta; Coleoptera; Cerambycidae. The record is from RefSeq and is a predicted model, not a curated record. Gene Ontology annotation, biological process: cytoplasmic translation.
CAAAGUUCCUGAUUUGAUCUGACGUUCCUCGUUCAGUGCGCAAGUACAAGCCUUCCUUUUCCGAUUUCUUCAAAUUGUAGGUUUCCAAGAUGGGAGCUUACAAAUACAUCCAAGAAUUGUACCGCAAGAAACAAAGUGACGUGCUUAGGUUCUUACUGAGAGUGAGGGUAUGGCAGUACAGACAACUUACUAAGUUGCAUCGGGCCCCCAGGCCUAGCAGGCCUGACAAGGCUCGCAGACUGGGAUACAGAGCCAAGCAAGGUUUUGUCAUUUUCCGCAUUCGUGUGCGUCGUGGUGGACGCAAGCGCCCAGUACCCAAAGGUGCCACUUACGGCAAACCAAAGAGUCACGGAGUUAAUGAACUGAAACCGGUUCGUAACUUGCAAGCGAUUGCCGAGGAACGCGUUGGCAGAAGAUGCGGAGGUCUUCGCGUCCUGAACUCCUACUGGGUGGCCCAAGACUCCUCCUAUAAGUACUACGAGAUCAUUCUGGUGGAUCCUUCACACAACGCGAUCCGUCGCGACCCGAAGGUCAACUGGUUAGUGAACGCCGUGCACAAGCACCGCGAGUUACGCGGGAAGACCUCCGCCGGUCGAUCGUCUCGCGGUCUGGGCAAGGGACACAGGUACUCGCAGACUAAGGGCGGCUCCAGACGUGCCGCUUGGCUCAGGAGGAACUCCCUGCAAGUGCGCAGGAAACGUUAAUUGUAUUUUAAUUUUUUUGGUAAUAUAUUAAAAAUCGUCACAAGUUCAA